AUGAACGGCAAACGGUCUCGUAGCGGCUGCCUGACAUGUCGUAGACGACACCAUAAAUGCGACGAGUCGAAGCCGACCUGCUUGAAUUGUCGACUGCGUGGCGCGAAAUGCGAGGGAUACAGCAUUACACUGUCUGAUUUUACCGUGCGUGAUGGGUUUAACGGUCAGAUGGUGGCCAGGGCUGUCAGGGGUAGUCCUAGAGAACGAUCACGAAAACGGUUAAGGACAGUAUCAGAAGAGAGUAAUCAUUCUGGUGACUCACCAGACGCUGGGCAAUCUAAGGAUGACUCUGGUCUAUCAGACAGCCAACGCGUUCAGGAAGAAUGGCAAAUUGACCCUAUCACCACGACGAAUUCAAGUCCAAUGGCCCUGCCAGAAGGCAUGAAUAUCAUCCCUGUUGAUGGGUCUUGGUGGAAUUCUCCUGCAAGAUCACGAGCUGCAACACCAAGCGUGCUUAUGGAUCUGCCUGUGGUGCCGGAUCUUGAAAGUCUCGACUGGACACUACCUGAUCUGGUUGCAGAUGACAAUAUUGACGAGACACGAGAUGCUCCCACCACCAGCACAGGUAUCGAGGAAGGCUUACUCCAGCUAAUGGAUAAACCUGUGCUCUGGUCAACGCCAGACGAUCCCUUUGAUCAAUAUCUAUUCUCUCACUACAUGGAUAACCUCUCCCUCCGCCUCUACCCAGUCAAACCAGACCAGAAUCCCUACAGAGUCGUAUAUGGCACGCUAGCCGCACAGUCUCAGCCUCUCCUCAAGACAAUCCUCUUCGCUUCUGCCUUUCAUCUAUCUAAUCUCGGCCGACUGCCGAAAUUCGCGCUCCAGCCAUACCGCGAUGCCAUGCGGAAGGCGUUUCGUGAUGCUGUCGUAUCGGAAGAUCAGCUAGUGGGUGUUGGUGCUACGGUUCUUUUAUCGAUUGUUUUUGAUGUGAUUGGAUCUGGGUUGGAGAGCUGGAGCUCCAAGCUGAACGGGUGUCGACAAUUAUUCAAAAAGGCACUCGCUCGCUCUAGCAGUCCGAUUGACGCUGAGCUGCAGUGCAUGAUUGUGCAGUAUAACUGGGCGGCGAUUAUGAGUCGGACACUGUUGCGAGGGCAGACUGGCUCUGAAGAACUCGAAUGUAUAGAUGUAGCAGAUAACACAGACACUCCCGAGAACAUCGACGCGGCAUAUCACCAAUCGCACUGGUGGCAGAACCUGCCCGACCACCGGAUGCAUCUUCUCCUCCGCGAAGCAACAGACUUAUCCCUAGCCGUCGACCGGGUGAAGACAGCACCAGAGUCAUCCGUCGAUGACCUCCUCCAACUAAUGCCGCAAGCAGGCGAACUGCUCGACAAAAUCAACCACUGGCAUCCAGAUACCUCCCAGGUCGACCCGGAGUACGUCAACUCCGUACACCUCUUCAACACCGUCUGGAGACAGGGGAUGCGAUGCUACGUGUAUCACGAGAUAUACGCGCUUCCGUCCAGCGAUGCACGAAUUCAAGGAUGUGUCGAGACAUGUGUUGCGUCUUUGAAGAGUUUAUCGUGGCUGCAGGCGUGUUUGUUCCCUGUGUUCAUAACUGCCAUCCAUGCGCAGACGAAAGAGAGUAGAUUGUGUUUUGAAGAGGGAUUAAUGAGGAUGCAUACUUCGUUGGCGUUUCAGACGCCGGUUUCGGUCAUGCUGAUGCUGAAGAAUAUCUGGGAGGUGAGGGAUGCUAAUCCUGGUAGGAUGAAGUGGAGGGAUAUUAUCAAGGAGUCUGGAUCGGAGCUGAAUAUUCUCUUGUAA
This is a messenger RNA of Aspergillus wentii DTO 134E9, 1764 nucleotides long. RefSeq names its product Zn(II)2Cys6 transcription factor. Gene Ontology annotation, cellular component: nucleus. NCBI's taxonomy places the organism in Eukaryota, Fungi, Ascomycota, Eurotiomycetes, Eurotiales, Aspergillaceae. Gene Ontology annotation, biological process: positive regulation of transcription by RNA polymerase II. Gene Ontology annotation, molecular function: zinc ion binding; transcription cis-regulatory region binding; DNA-binding transcription factor activity, RNA polymerase II-specific. The transcript is spliced from 4 exons. The record is from RefSeq and is a predicted model, not a curated record. The coding region runs from base 1 to 1764 and encodes 587 amino acids.